GGGGGAAAGAUCGGAAGUCCGACUCUGUGCUCCCUGGUUCAAAGCGUGGAAACAAACAAUAGUUUAGCUCAUCGUGCACAUUUCUGGUCUGAGCUGAUCAGGCAGCUAUCUUUGCAGUACUGGUUGGAAGUACGCGAGUACUGUAGAUUUGAGGCCGCUGUCACAGAUAGCUCGACACGCUCCAAAAAUUUCUUGCAUUUGGUCGCACCCAAGGAGAUCUUUAGCCUGAGGUCAUGUUGAUGAUUGUAGGCUCCUUUCCAGUCUUCCGGAUCGUGACCGUAAAAGGUUUUUUUGGGGCCGCCAUCAAAAUUAAUGAGACACCGAGGCUGAAUCACCAGUAGUCAGACUGCAAGUGCACAAAAGAGGACGGUCUUAGCUGCUGUGUGCAGGAAUCUGAAGGGUCAGCACACAACCAGGCUAGCAGAAUUUUUGUCUGGAUUUGAGUUCCUUCGCAGGGUGCAAGAUUGCCCCAAGAACCAAAAUUUUCCUGGAUGCAGGGCUCAGUGGACCGCAUGCAUAAAAAGGACUCCCUGUACACAACAAGGAGGCAGUUCACCAGGCAGAGACUCCAACAUCAGCUAGCGCAUCUGAUACCAUUCACCCACACACACAAGUUAGUUCUAGAUUUAGAGAAGUCCCCACCAUCAACCGGUGCGUUGUAGUAAUUUGCGACGACACUGGAAACAUGGCAUCCAGAAUCUGGGCUCACCUGAUAGUGGCUUUGCUAGGAUGCAUCCUUGCGUCGUGUUUGCGGGUGUGUUACAGCGAUUCCGACAGCCGUCGUAGUCCGAUCUCACCCGGCGAUCGAAAGUACCUGGAGUCGCUCUCCUUGCAGGGCAAGCUCACGUUCGAGAACACCACAGCCUCGGCAAAGGAUUGGGGCCAGCUGCGUCGUGUCACUGCGCCUGCGGUCGUGCUGCACCCAACUUCGGUGGACGAUAUAGCAACUGUUGUGCGAUCUGUGGCGAGGUUAGAGUCUGAGCUCACUGUUGCCGCUCGCGGCCUCGGUAGCUCCACUGGCAGCCAAUCGCAGGCACGGAAUAGAAUUGUCGUCGAGAUGACGAGCUUGAACGGAAUAAUGGUGGCGCCAUCCGGCGACAGUGCCUCGAACGGUGUUCCGUUUGUGGAGGCCAUGGGUGGAGCGCUUUGGGUGGAUGUUUUGAAGGCAUCUCUGGAGCACAGACUUGCACCCAGAUCAUGGACCGACUACCUCUACCUCACCGUUGGCGGCACUCUAUCGAAUGCUGGAGUUAGCGGACAGACUUUCCGCCAUGGCCCGGAAGUCAGCAACGUCUUGCAGCUCGAAGUAGUCACAGGCAAGGGAGAGGUGGUACAAUGCACGCCUACUGAAAACUCGGAGCUCUUCUUCACAGUGUUGGGAGGCUUGGGCCAGUUCGGCAUCAUCACCAAGGCUCGCAUCCUGCUGGAGAAAGCCCCACAGAGGGUUCGCUGGAUGCGAGCACUAUACACCGACUUUGCCACCUUCAAGAGAGACCAGGAACUGCUCAUUGGUUCUGCAGUCACCAAGUCAUUCGACUACGUGGAGGGCUUUGUGGUGGUGAACAAUGAGAACGUCAUCAAUGGGUGGGGCUCAGUGCCAUUCGUCCGCAGCGAGGUCUCUGAGGCCAUGAUUCCCUCUUCAGCCGGCCCCAUCAUGUACUGCUUGGAGGUGACCAAGGCCUACUCAACAGCCGACCUUCAGAAACUGGACGAUGUGGUGGAGAGCAUGCUCGCUCCACUGAGCUUCCACCGCGAGCUGCUGUUCAAAACCGACACAACCUACUUCAAGUUUCUCGACCGCGUGCAUGAAUUGGAGACGCAGUUGAGGUCCAGAGGAUUGUGGGAGAUUCCUCACCCCUGGCUCAACAUCUUCGUGCCCGCCUCGGCUAUCGACCGCUUCGACAUGCUGGUGUUCAAGCGCCUUGUCACGCACGAGUUCAAUGGCCCCAUCCUUGUCUACCCCGUAAAUAAAUCCCAGUGGGACAAGAGGCUGUCCGUGGCGAUACCUGAGAGUCCCGAGGAAAUCUUCUACAUUGUGGCCUUCUUGCGCAACAAGCUCCCCGACGCACAUGGCGGCCCUUCCCUGUCGUCCAUGCUGGAGGACAACGAGAAGAUCCUGCGCAUCUGUGAGCCUCUGCAAUGCAAGCAGUAUUUACCCCAUUACCAGGACCGUAGCCGGUGGAAGCGCCACUUCGGGAUCAAAUGGGAAACCUUCGUGCAGAACAAGCAGGCGUUUGAUCCCAACGUCAUUCUAUCUUCCAGCCAGAACAUCUUCUCCCGUCGCCGAGGUAGCAAGUUUUCCAUUGCAAACAUCGCUCAUGGCCAGUCACAAGACGAGUGAGAUGUCUUCAGGACGAUGCCACAAAUUCCAAAUUCAACAUUUAGAUUAGGUCUAGUUUGUACCCUGAUCAAGAGCUUUAACCUCAACUUCGAACAAGUGCUCGGAGCGAAGGGUUAAUCAAUUUAUUGCUAAUUCGUAGAGCGAUUGGCGCCAACCUUAGGUUCAUCAACAGCCGAAAUGCCGUAGAUAGCGCGCAGACAACAUUCAAGGUGAAAGGAUUGUAAAUAAUCAAAGGUAUGAUCCUCAGAGUUGGUAAAUUUCAAGCUGAAGGAGUGGCAGUGCUGGCUAAGCUGAGGGAAGAACUUUCACCUCACGGGAAUUGAUAUUAUCCUGAUGGCUGGCAUUGCCUGUCAGCAACAUAUGUGAGGGUGUGAUGACAUUAUGUGCUUGAUCCGAAUUUAGAUUGAACAUAACAAGUUUGAUGAUGAUCUCUAAGCCUGGUCUAAAUUGAGGGAUUCAGAGGUAGUGAAGAUUCACAUUGCUGACUUUAUUCCUUUGAGAAGUCAAUUUGAGGACUUGGAGUUUAGGGGAUUUGUUUUUCUUGUCAAUCAA
Molecule: messenger RNA, 2893 nt
Organism: Physcomitrium patens
Lineage: Eukaryota; Viridiplantae; Streptophyta; Bryopsida; Funariales; Funariaceae
Product: cytokinin dehydrogenase 9
Biological process (GO): cytokinin metabolic process
Molecular function (GO): FAD binding; cytokinin dehydrogenase activity
Source: RefSeq, a predicted model, not a curated record